Ostreococcus lucimarinus CCE9901 is the source of this 861-nucleotide messenger RNA. RefSeq lists its product with no specific name. Gene Ontology annotation, molecular function: RNA binding; tRNA dihydrouridine synthase activity; flavin adenine dinucleotide binding. The transcript has a single exon. The annotation marks the transcript as partial. Gene Ontology annotation, biological process: tRNA processing. NCBI's taxonomy places the organism in Eukaryota, Viridiplantae, Chlorophyta, Mamiellophyceae, Mamiellales, Bathycoccaceae. The record is from RefSeq and is a predicted model, not a curated record.
CGCGGACAGCUGUGGCUGGCGCCGCUGACGAAGGGAGGAAACGCGCCGUUCCGACGGUUGUGCGCGAGCGAAUUCGGGGCGGAGGUCGUGGUGAGCGAGAUGGCGUUCGCGCGAUUUCUCGCGAAGGGGGCGAGGGUGGAACGCGCGCGGGUGCGGCGACACGAGGGCGACGCUGGCGAUUGUUUCGGGGCGCAGAUCGCGACGAACGCCAUUGAGGAGGGCGUGAACGCGGCGUUGAUCGCGUCGGGGGAGUUUGGCGCGGAUUUCGUGGACUUGAAUUGCGGAUGUCCGAUUCACGAGACGUGGAAGCGCGGGCUCGGCGCGGCGCUGUUGAAAAAGCCGGCGAAAUUGGAGCGGUUGGUGGAGGGGAUCGCGAGUCGGAUCGACGUGCCGUUGACGGUGAAGAUUCGACUUGGGAUCGAUUCGUCGUCGCAGGCGCGGAGAAUCGCGGAGGGGUUGGAAAAUGCGGGGGCGAGCGCCGUCGUCGUGCACGGUCGGACGAAGGAGCAGCGGUACACCAAGGCGGCGGAUUACGACGUGAUUCGAGACAUCGUUCGGGAACGAAACAUUCCAAUCAUAGGCAACGGCGACGUGUUGACGUGGUACGAUGCGCGCGAUCGAAUGGAGCACUCUGGAGUGGCUGCGAUGAUGGUCGGUCGAGGGGCGUUGAUCAAGCCGUGGAUAUUCAAAGAGUAUCGCGAGCGCAAGUGCUGGAAUCCAACCGUGGAACAGCGCGUGGGGGUGUAUUACACGCUGCGUAAUUACAUGCGGGAAGGCUUCGGGGACGACGAACUGGGUAAGCGACGGUUUGAUGAGUUUUUUCCGUGGCAUCUAGGCUUUUUUUGUCGAUACCGCCCGCUG